Molecule: messenger RNA, 1276 nt
Organism: Cucumis sativus (cucumber)
Lineage: Eukaryota; Viridiplantae; Streptophyta; Magnoliopsida; Cucurbitales; Cucurbitaceae
Product: guanine nucleotide-binding protein subunit gamma 3
Exons: 8
Coding region: 483-1136 (217 amino acids)
Source: RefSeq, a predicted model, not a curated record
UGCGAAUGAAAAAAAAAUCAAUAAGAAUCUCAAAUCGCGAUAAUGGGUCCUACUCUCUGCUCCACCACGGCACUGAAAUGUCGACUGUUCUCGUAACUGAUAGCUAUGGCAGUAGUUGGACACAUCAAAAUUUAUCAUAACAGACGUGUUACACUAAGUUUUCACCGUCGACGAACAGAAUUAGAACUUUGAGGAUUGGCGAUAGCGUAAAGGGGAAUUGAAUUCGAUCUUGAUCUGAACUCAAAUCUGCAAUCCUCUGCAAUGGUUACCCAUUUGAGCUAAAGAAUGAGCAAAUUCCAAAAUCUCACUUGAAGGUAACCCAGAUGCCUAGACUUUGCAAACUAGUCUUAUACAGGUUUAGGCAUGCCAGUUUUACUUACAGAGCGGCUUUCUUUUUGUGGGCUGUAAUUAUCUUUGUCAGCCUUUCUUAUUACUUCUCUGUCACUACACAUUGUCGGGUUUCCUGAGAAGCGAGUCAAGCAAUGGCUGCUCGAUCGGUUUACUCUUCAUCAGUGUCUUCGCUACCACCCCCGAGUCCAAAAUCUCCGCCUGAGUACCCUGAUUUGUAUGGGAAGCGUCGAGAGAUAGCUAAUAUUCAGACGCUUGAAAGGGAAAUUGGCUUUCUUGAGGACGAACUAAAAUCCCUUCAAAGUCUUCAACCUGUCUCAAUAUGCUGCAAAGAGAUUAACGACUUUGUGACAACAAAUUCAGAUCCAUUGACGCCUACUUGCAGGGUGAAACAACAGCGAUGUCGCAUCUGGAAAUGGUUAUGCGGGUUUCCUUGCUUUAAUUUGUCAUGGCUAUGCUGCUGCUCUUGCACCGAGUGCGCUAUCUACCUAGAGAUGCCUCGCUGCUGUGGUUGUAAACCAUGUAACUUCCCAUCAUGUUUAAGGUGUUGUAGUAUGCCGAAGUGUAGUUUCUUCUCUUGUCCCUCUUUGUCCUGCUGUAGAAACUUCUCAUGCCGUAGAUUGUGUUGUUUUUUAUCACUACCUUCAAUCCCAUGUCCCCACUGUAGCAGUUGCUGCGAAUGCAAAUGCAGCUGUAAGUGCUCUUUUCCAAAAUGUUCACAGGUACCUUCUUGUCGUCUUUGUACAAAGUCUUGUUGUAACCCUUGCUCUUUAUGUUGUUGCUUUUAGUUCAGCAACACUAUUCCAUAAAGUUAUUUUGAUCUUCUACAUGAAAAAAUCAAUGUACAUUAUGAUGAAUAUCUUUUACUUUUUAUUAAUUUGUCCAAAUUUUAUUAGUAGGAAUACGGUUGGUAUUGGCUCUUAAAUUA